CUCAUCAUCCUCAAUGGGAUCUGGUUUCAGGACAGAUUCUAUGCUUUGAGUGUGGAAGGCACGCUCGCUGUUGUAGAAGAAGAUGUGAACUCCGAUCUGCGGAUUACGAAAUUGGGCAAGGAGAGAGUGGUUCCUGAUUCAGAUCUGGCCGCUACGCCGGGGUUCAGGGAGUGUUUGGUGGAAUCAGAAGGGAAAGUAGUGCUGGUUUUUCUGUGUUCGACUAGAUCUAUGGAGACGGUGGAUCGUGUGGAGGUUUACAGGCUAGAAUUGAAGGAGCUGGCGUGGGUUAGGGCGAGGAGCAGCGUUGUUUCUGGGCUCCAAUGCUAA
Molecule: messenger RNA, 327 nt
Organism: Linum tenue
Lineage: Eukaryota; Viridiplantae; Streptophyta; Magnoliopsida; Malpighiales; Linaceae
Source: the annotation of a GenBank genome assembly